GAAUUGCGUUCACAAAACAACAACGGUGUGCAGUUUUCUUUCCAAUGGCCCGGCAGCGACACAAGGUUGCUGUUCUGAAUAUCCAGAUCAAUAGAUAGGGAAGGGAAAGUGUGCCGCCGGCGAUGGGCGUGGAAGAAGGCGAGAAGCCGCACGCCGUGUGCCUGCCGGCACCGGCGCAAGGGCACAUCACGCCGAUGCUGGAGAUGGCCAAGCUGCUCCACGCCCGGGGCUUCCACAUCACCUUCGUCAACACCGAGUUCAACCAUCGCCGGCUGCUCCGCUCCCGCGGGGCGGCGGCACUUGACGGCCUCCCGAGCUUCCGCUUCGCCGCGAUACCGGACGGGCUCCCCGCGUCAGACGCCGACGCCACCCAGGACGUCCCCGCCCUGUGCUACGCCAUGAUGACCACCUUUCUCCCCCACCUCCGGGCCCUUCUUGCCAAGCUCAAUGACCCGGGCUCCGGGGUGCCGCCGAUCACCUGCCUCGUCGUCGACGGUGUCGCAUCGUUCAGCUACGAUGCCGCGCAGGAGCUCGGCGUGCCUUGCGCCGCGUUGUGGACGUCCAGCGCUUGCGGGUUCAUGGGUUACCGCCACUUCCGUCGGCUAAUCGACCGGGAUCUUGUGCCUUUCAAAGACGAGGAGCAGCUGACGGACAAUGGGCAUCUCGACACGGCGGUCGACGGCAUGAGCGGCAUGUGCCAUGGCAUACGGCUGCGCGACUUCCCGACGAUGAUCCGCACCACCGACCGCGACGACAUCAUGCUCAACUACGUCAUGCGCGAGGCCGAGAGGCUGUCGCUCCCCGACGCCGUGCUGCUCAACACCUUCGACGCACUCGAGCAGCCGGUUCUCGACGCCAUGCACGCCAUCCUCCCGCCCAUGUACACCGUCGGCCCGCUGCAUCUCCACGCCAGCAGCGUCGUCCCCACCGGCACCCCGCUCGACGGCCUCGGCUCCAACCUCUGGAAGGAGCAGGACGGCCUCCUCGCGUGGCUCGACGGGCACGGCGCCGGAGCCGUCGUGUACGUCAACUACGGAAGCGUCGCCGUGAUGACGAACGAGCAGCUCCUGGAGCUCGGGUGGGGGCUGGCCGACAGCGGCUACACGUUCAUAUGGAACGUCCGGCCGGACCUCGUCAGGGGAGAGACCGCCGUGAUGCCGCCGGAGUUCCUAGCAUCGGUCCACGGCCGCGCCAUGCUCACGACGUGGUGCCCGCAGGCGGAGGUCCUCGGGCACGAGGCGGUGGGGGUGUUCCUGACGCACUCCGGCUGGAACUCCACGCUCGAGAGCAUCUCCGCCGGCGUGCCGAUGCUGUGCUGGCCGUUCGCCGGGGAGCAGCAGACCAACUGUCGGUACAAGUGCACCGAGUGGGGGAUCGGGAUGGAGAUCGGCGGCGAGGUGAAGCGGGCGGAAGUGGCGGCGAUGAUACGCGAGGCGAUGGUGGGGGGCAAGGGGCGGGAGAUGAGGCGGCAUGCGGCGGAGUGGAAGGAGAAGGCCCAGCGUGCGUCGCUGCCAGGUGGGGCCGCAGAGGCCAACCUAGACGAGGUGAUUCGUAGCGUGCUCCUCGCCAAGUACUACAACAUUUAGUAGUCGAGGAAAUUCAAUAACGCGCAUGCUAAAAAUCAGUCAACUGGGAUUUAACUAAGUUUCAGACGACCAUGCAACACUUUUGCCAUCGUUUGCAAUAUUUUUUCUUAUCAGUUGCAA
Messenger RNA from Triticum aestivum (bread wheat), 1706 nucleotides. RefSeq names its product 7-deoxyloganetin glucosyltransferase. The transcript has 2 exons. Lineage: Eukaryota; Viridiplantae; Streptophyta; Magnoliopsida; Poales; Poaceae. The record is from RefSeq and is a predicted model, not a curated record. Gene Ontology annotation, molecular function: quercetin 3-O-glucosyltransferase activity; quercetin 7-O-glucosyltransferase activity. Bases 123 to 1586 code for a protein of 487 amino acids.